This is a messenger RNA of Branchiostoma belcheri (Belcher's lancelet), 2943 nucleotides long. RefSeq names its product deleted in malignant brain tumors 1 protein-like. NCBI's taxonomy places the organism in Eukaryota, Metazoa, Chordata, Leptocardii, Amphioxiformes, Branchiostomatidae. The record is from RefSeq and is a predicted model, not a curated record. Gene Ontology annotation, cellular component: membrane. The transcript has 20 exons. Bases 1 to 2943 code for a protein of 980 amino acids.
AUGUGCACCGUAACCAGCGCCACCGGAUGUGGAGGUGACCUGACGGCUCCUUCUGGUGGCCCUGUGACGUCACCCAACUAUCCCGGUAACUAUGGCAACAAUGAGAACUGUGAGUGGCUGAUCACUGUACCAGAAGGAAGCAUCAUUAUCCUCACGUUUGACAGCUUCGACACUGAGGAACGUUGGGACUUUCUCACCAUCUACGAUGGAGCCAGUGAUAAUGCGAAAGAGAUAAAAAAGCUAACGGGUCGCCACUCGCAAAUUAGCCCCAUCAUCAGCACAUCCAAUACGAUGUUCCUGAGGUUUACAUCUAGCCGUAGGAUCAGCCAUCAGGGGUUCCAGUUCAACUACACAAGCAGUUCUGCAGGCCAAUGCUGGGAUCCUGGUGUACCGGCCAAUGGGAACAGGGAUAACAACAGUAACUUUACAUCAGGACAGACAGUCAGGUACACCUGUAUGGACGGGUAUCAGCUGAGGGGGACUGCUAAUAUAACCUGCCAGCCGGACGGGACUUGGAAUGGUGCUACACCAACUUGUGAAGUAACCAGCGUCACCGGAUGUGGAGGGAACCUGACAGCUUCUUCUGGAGGCCCUGUGACGUCACCCAACUAUCCCGGUAACUAUGGCAACAAUGAGAACUGCGAGUGGCUGAUCACUGUACCAGAAGGAAGCAUUAUACGCCUUACGUUUGACAGCUUCAACACUGAGUUCAAUCGGGACUAUCUGACCAUCUACGAUGGAGCCAGUGAUAAUGCUCCAGAGUUGAAAGAGUUAACCGGUGACCAAUCGCAAAUUAUCCCCAUCAUCAGCACAUCCAACACGAUGUUCCUGAGGUUUACAUCUAACAAAAGGGUCAGACGUCAGGGGUUCCAGUUCUCCUACACAAAUUCCAGCAGAAUCCGUCUUGUUGACGGACCAAACGAGGGCGUUUUGGAAGUUCGACCGGCCGACAGUUGGACUUGGGGCAGAGUCUGUGCUGAACACUUCGACCUAAGGGACGCAGACGUUGUUUGCAGGAUGCUGGGCUACAUCUGGGCAAACGGCUUUUCAAUUUUUAAAUACGGUUCGUCUUUUGUUGUCUCACAUCGACCACGGCUGGCCUACAUGGCUGACCUACAAUGUAAUGGGAACGAGAGUAGCCUGUUUGACUGCUCGUACGCAGGAUGGGGGAUUCACGACUGUCAGAAUAGAAGAUAUUCCGGCGUUGUCUGCGGGGUUGUCACAAGUCAAUAUUUUCCACCAUGUAUAUAUAUAUAUGUGAUGAUAUAUCUAGAUCCCAGCAGAAUCCGUCUCAUCGGUGGUUCCGGGCCUAACGAAGGACGCGUGGAAGUCCGACCAGAGGACAGUGUGACCUGGGGCACAGUUUGCCACAACCGUUUCAACAUGGACGAUGCAGACGUUGUUUGCAGAAUGCUGGGUUAUCCUAACGCUACCCAGGUUCGAAAUGAUGCAUAUUUUGGCCAAGGAACAGGACCAAUCUACAUGGAUGACGUACGAUGUGAUGGUAACGAGACCAGCCUCUUCAGCUGCUCUUACGCAGGGUGGACGAUUCACGACUGUGAUCAUGGCCAAGAUGCAGGCGUGGUCUGUCGUACAUAUUCCAGCCGAAUCCGUCUUGUCGGAGGUUCCGGUCCAAAUGAGGGGCGUGUGGAAGUCCGGCCGGCCGACAGUCCCAGAUGGGGCACAGUUUGUCACAACGGUUUCGACUUGAAGGAUGCAGAAGUUGUCUGCAGGAUGCUGGGCUAUCCGAAUGUAUAUGGAGUUCGCCCUUAUGAAUAUUUUGUCGCAGGAACGGGACCGAUCUACAUGGAGGACCUACAAUGUGAUGGGACAGAGAGUAGCCUGUUUAACUGUUCGCACAAGGGAUGGGGAAUUCAUGACUGCGAGCAUUCUGAUGUCGUCGGCGUUGUUUGUGAUCACAUCAGAAUCCGUCUUGUCGGGGGUUCCAGUCGGAAAGAAGGACGUGUGGAAGUCCGACCGGCCGACAGUAUGACCUGGGGCACAGUUUGUCACAACCAGUUUGACAUAAAGGAUGCAGACGUUGUUUGCAAAAUGCUUGGCUACCCCAGUGCCCAACUAGUUCGUAACGAUGCGUAUUUUGGCCAAGGAAGAGGGCCAAUCUACAUGGAUGACCUGCACUGUACUGGGGACGAGAAUAGCCUGUUCAACUGCUCGUACCCAGGAUGGACGAUUCACGAUCUAAACUGUAACUACGACCAAGCUGCAGGCGUGGAGUGUACAGCACAACCUUUCCUGUUGGUUACUACCGAGGAUGGAAUAUUUCAAAUUGAAGUCAAGGACGGGUCAAAGGUCAAUGUGUUAUCAGGAUGGCACCUGUCACUGGACUACGACCCUAUGACUGAUUUCAUGUACUGGACAACUGAUGAAGGCAUUGAACGGGCUCGUCGUGAUGGAAGUAGGCUGGAGACCAUUGUGGAGUUUGAAACAAACACAUACGGGCGUAGCCUAAGAUUGGACCAUGCUGGUGGGAAUGUGUACUGGAGCGACAAUGUAGGACACAUCUCAGUAGCCCGGAAGGACGGAUCGUUUGUCAGGACACUUCUGACAUUACAAGGCUUCGCUGAGAGGCUGGUCCUGGAUCCCAGAAACGGACUCAUGUACUGGGUGAGCAACCGCGACAGUAUUGACCGAGCAGCGAUGGACGGCAGCAACCACACUACUAUCAUCAGGAAUCUAACUCUUGCCCUUUCCAUUGCAAUAGACUACACAGAGAAUCGGCUGUACUAUUCCGAUCGUGAGGCAAUCUACAGCUCAGACAUGCUCGGCAACAAUACACAACUUGUUAACCGAGAAGGGGAACGUGUCCCAGGGAUAGCGCCUGUUCCUCGUCCAAUGGAGGAUGUCGGGAGCUUUGCCUUGCGCAUCCAGAAGGAAGAACGUGCGCCUGCCGGGAUUUAUGGGAACUGCAGGAGGAUGGACUGA